Messenger RNA from Symbiodinium sp. CCMP2456, 1092 nucleotides. Lineage: Eukaryota; Dinophyceae; Suessiales; Symbiodiniaceae. The record is from the annotation of a GenBank genome assembly.
AUGAAGGUUUGUCUCGCAGCUGCUCUUGCUGCCGCCUUCGCCGCGACAGCGAUGUCGCAGGACUCUCCGGCUGAGCUCCUUCGCGAGCUGCAGGCCCAAAAAGCGUUGUUGGAGGAGCAGCGAAAGGAGCUGAAGCAGAUGACCGAAACCCAGGAGAGUAUGGCUGGCGCCAUGGACUCGGCGUGGCUGGUCCUUUGUGGAGCGCUGGUUAUGUUCAUGCAUGCCGGGUUUGCAAUGUUGGAGACCGGUUGCUGCCGUGCAAAGAAUGCUUCGAACGUUUUGAUGAAAAACUUAGUGAACGACGGGAACUGCCAGUCUACGAUGCUGAGUUGGUUCUUCCAGUGGGCCUCUUGGAUGUUCGGCGCCACCAUCGUGAGUGGCUGCGUGGCAGAGCGUGUCAAGAGUCCCACCUACGCUUUCUUUGCCUUCUGCAUGACCAGCUUUAUCUACCCAGUUGUUGUCGCUUGGACCUGGGGUGGCGGCUGGCUCGCCAGCAUUUUCGAUGUGGGAUACAUGGAUUUCGCCGGAUCAGGUGUUGUCCAUUUCACCGGAGGCGUUUGCGGCCUCGCUGGCACGGUCAUCCUUGGCCCCCGGAGGGGACGCUUCGAGAAUCCCGAGGAGUUCGAGUACCACAACAUCCCACUGGUCGUGCUCGGCACCUUCGCGCUCUGGUUCGGCUGGUAUGGCUUCAACCCAGGUUCCACUCUGUCGAUGCACGACAAGGAGAUGGGUGCCCUUGCAGCACAGGUGGCCAUGAACACCACUCUCUCUGCAGCCACCUGCGGAAUCACCGUGUUCUUGCUGAAGUUCGCGCUCGUGCGCAAGUACGAUGAGAAGAGCAAGGCGGAAGCCGACAGGAAAGCCGCUGAGAGAGAAAAGGAGGCAAAAGAGGCUGAAGCCGCCGAGGAAAAGCGCAAGAUGGAGGAGGAUCAGAAGAGAGAUGACGCCAGGCGUCGGACGGCAGACCGUUCCGAUGAGCCGAAGCGCUCACUCUCCGAGGAGAAGAGGAAGAAGGAGGAAGAGAUGAGGCUUCGGGAGGAGGAGCUCCAAAAACGGCGCGAGAAGAAGCGAGCGCUGGAGCAGGAGGCCUGA